AUGCUAUAGGGUUUUAAUUAAUCAAAUUUCAUUUCAAGAAAAGCGAUUUUGUUUUAAAAAGAAAAGUAAUUUGUUAUUUAAUCAAAUCAAUAAGGUAUGGAAAAAAAUUAGAAUAAACUUCUUAAUAUGUUUAAAAGUAUAAAAAUAAUUUAUUUAAUCUAGGAAAAAAUAUCACAAAUCAUAAUAGAUUGGAACUGCUAAGAAAUGA
This is a messenger RNA of Paramecium primaurelia, 208 nucleotides long. The record is from the annotation of a GenBank genome assembly. NCBI's taxonomy places the organism in Eukaryota, Ciliophora, Oligohymenophorea, Peniculida, Parameciidae.